AUGGCAGGCUUUCGCAGAGGUAAUGAAACGCCUAUGGACUUUGAAUAUGACCAGACGCCUGAUAUCAGUCCGGCAUCACCCUUCUAUGACGCAAAGAAAACAGCAAGCCGUUCAAUCUUCGCAUACUCCCCUAUAAACCCCCCCCAUACUCCCCCAGCUACUGCCACCUUCCGUUUCGCCGCAGGAAAUCCGACGACUCCACACUCAACACGACCUACGCAAAGCUACCCCCCGGUCCCCAGAUUUAGACACAAGCCUAUUCUACCAUCAACUACAACCUCACAAAGCACUGGUCGCGGAGAGCUCAAGAGGGGCGAGCCGCGAAGACAACUAUUUGCCGCUGUAACCAAAGCACGUAGACGGCGACCGCAGACGCAGAUUUCAACACAAAAUUUUACGCCCCUCUCUGGAUAUGAUACAGAGGUUGAAAACUCAGAUGAAUCGGAUGAGGACGAUGAGGAAGAAGAUGAAGAUGACGGCUCACCUUGCCGGCGGCCCCCACCUCGCAUGUCAUGGCGCCGCACAGCAGAAUCUGCUGCGGCCUCUUUUGUGUCAACCCAUCGUGACCUGCCGCUAAUUGUGUCACAUUACCUUCAGCUAUUCUUCAAUCUUUCAUUACUACUACUGGUUCUUUAUGCCGUGUUUUGUUUCUAUCUCACUAUCCGGGCAGACGUCGAUGUAAAGGUGGAGGAGUACUCCUCUGAAAUCUUAAUGGAGAUCAGUCAAUGCAGCAGAGACUACAUUGAGAAUCGCUGCGCGCCAGGAAUGAGAGUACCAGCUAUGGAGAAAGUAUGUAGUGCAUGGGAAAGAUGCAUGAACAGGGAUCCGACAAUGGUCGGGAGAGCACGAGUAAGCGCAGAGACAUUUGCCGGGAUCGUGGAUGGAUUUGUUGAAGGAAUCAGUUAUAAAACUAUGCUUUUUUGCCUCCUCGUGAUCUUCGGAGGCUUGUUUAUAUCAAAUACAGCAUUUGGGUUCUACCGGGCCAAGGCGGUUGAUCCUAUGCCAAACUAUCACCCGACACAGUCAUUUCCUUCAGCAUAUGGAGCGUACCCAAAUGGAGUACCGCCGACACCUAUGACUUCACGCUGGGAUCGUGAACUACAACAGCAGAUAUAUGACCAGCAAUUAUCACAGCAACUCAUGCCCGGAACCCCUGUGCCAAGUACACCUUCGAGAUCACUAGCUUGGGAUGGCGGGAUGACACCGAGGAGAACAGGUGGUCGGGAACGAGUCGGGACUGGAAGAAGAGAAAGGCGGUGA
Molecule: messenger RNA, 1260 nt
Organism: Morchella importuna
Lineage: Eukaryota; Fungi; Ascomycota; Pezizomycetes; Pezizales; Morchellaceae
Exons: 5
Coding region: 1-1260 (419 amino acids)
Biological process (GO): nuclear envelope organization; lipid homeostasis
Cellular component (GO): nuclear envelope; nuclear membrane
Source: RefSeq, a predicted model, not a curated record